Molecule: messenger RNA, 1812 nt
Organism: Chilo suppressalis (striped riceborer)
Lineage: Eukaryota; Metazoa; Arthropoda; Insecta; Lepidoptera; Crambidae
Source: the annotation of a GenBank genome assembly
AUGGCGCCUAAGAGAAAAUAUGACAAUAAUUAUAUAAAAUUUGGAUUUACCUCGAUAGAAAGUAACGGGGAAAUAAAACCACAGUGCGUUAUAUGCGCAACCGUUCUCGCAAAUGAAGCGUUGAAACCAGCAAAAUUGAAACGCCACUUAGAAACGGUACAUCCAGAUUUAUCUAACCGCCCGCUUGAAUUCUUUCAAGGAAAAUUAGAGGUCCUAAAAAAAAUGAAACUCGGGCCUAGCGGCUCGAGAUUUGCAACAUCGGAAAAGUUAUUAGUAGCGUCGUUUGAGAUUUCUAAAUUAAUAGCACAAUCUAAAAAGCCACACACAGUUGGAGAAACACUCGUAAAACCUUGUUUGAUCAAAGCCGUCGAAGAAGUUUUAGGAUUAGAGGCCAAGAAAAAAAUACAAGACAUACCUCUGUCCAAUAACACGGUCAAAGCUCGAAUUGAGCUUAUGUCAAGUGAUAUAGAGGAGCAACUUGUGUCAAGAAUAAAAAAAUCGCCAUUUUUCGCUUUGCAGUGUGAUGAGUCGACCGACAUUUCAAAUUGUUGUCAACUACUUGUAUUUGUUCGCUUUUUAGACGACGACAACAUAAUUAAAGAAGAGUUAUUGAUUUCACGGGAACUGGACACAACAUCAAAAGGUAUCGACGUCAUGAACUCAAUAUCCGAAUUUUUCGAGAAACAUAAUCUUAUGUGGGAUAAACUCGCUGCCCUCUGUACCGAUGGUGCUCCAGCAAUGUUGGGAUCACGUUCCGGGCUGGCGACAUUAGUAAAACAGAAAAAUCCUAAUGUAAUUACAACGCACUGUAUCAUACAUCGCCAGGCGUUGGCUUCAAAAACUCUUCCUGGAUGCCUCAAUGAUACACUAAAAAUGGCCAUAAAAAUUGUAAAUCUUAUUAAAAGCAGCGCCUUAAAUACACGACUUUUCAAAAAGUUAUGCACUGAAAUGGACUCUGAUCACGAGACACUUCUCUUUCAUACCGAAGUUCGAUGGCUAUCGAAAGGUAAUAUGCUGGGAAGAUUAUAUGAACUGAGAGCAGAGGUUGAGAUUUUUCUGGGUGACAAAAAAAAUAAUGAUUUGUUGAAACAAUUUACUAAUCUGGCAUGUCAGAUGGACUUGGCGUAUCUUGUGGAUAUUUUCACACAUUUAAAUAAAUUAAAUAUACAACUGCAAGGUUCUGGAAAUAAAAACUUAGAGAAUGUCGCAAAUAUAUUCAUUUUUGAAGAUAAACUUCGUGCUUUUAUCUGCAAACUUCAAUUGUGGUUACGUAAAAUUGAAGAAAAUAAUUAUUCUGCGUUUGCGACAUUACAAUCACUUGUGGAAGACAAAAAGUAUGACGCUUUUACAGCAAAUAUUCAAGAAAACAUUAAGACUCAUUUACAUAUGUUGAUUGAUGAAUUCAAUCGUUACUUCCCAGAAUAUAACGAAGAAGCUAAUCUUGAUCAAAAAAUGAUUCGUAACCCUUUUAGCACGGACGCUAGUGAAGUUACAGAAGAAAUCCAAGAAGAGCUCAUUGAAUUACAAAAUGACAGAAACUGCAAGGAUGCUUUUGAAUCGAAUUCACUUGAGUCAUUUUGGUGUAAAAAAGCACUUUCUUAUACUAAACUUCGAGAAAUCGCCUUACGCUAUUUUAUCGUUUUCUCAACCACUUAUUUAUGUGAACAAGGAUUUUCUGCUUUGCUGGUAUUAAAAAACAAGGCGAGAAAUCGUUUGAAAGUAAGUGAUGAUUUACGUGUGGCUCUGAGUAACAAUAUCAGUCCUAGGAUAGCCGAACUCGUGAAGAAGAUGCAAGCUCAGAAAUCGCAUUAA